Messenger RNA from Eleginops maclovinus (Patagonian blennie), 708 nucleotides. It is a transcript of the gene pla2g1b, whose product is annotated as phospholipase A2, group IB (pancreas). Lineage: Eukaryota; Metazoa; Chordata; Actinopteri; Perciformes; Eleginopidae. The transcript has 4 exons. The coding region runs from base 106 to 549 and encodes 147 amino acids. Gene Ontology annotation, molecular function: calcium ion binding; phospholipid binding. Gene Ontology annotation, biological process: arachidonate secretion; lipid catabolic process; phospholipid metabolic process. The record is from RefSeq and is a predicted model, not a curated record.
CCUAUUUAAAGCUCCCGCCUUCUUAUCCCCUUCUCUAUUUUUUUCUCACCUCCUGUCGUAUAAAUAACUGGCUGCUCCAAAAUUGACGUUCCUCUGACUACAGCCAUGAAGCUAACGGCUCUUCUGCUGCUUCUCACUGCUUGUGUGGCCAGUGGUGCGCUGGUGCCCAGAGCCUUAUGGCAGUUUGGGAAUAUGAUCAGCUGCGCUCAGCCCGGCACGAGCCCUUUCAAGUACAACGAGUACGGCUGCUGGUGCGGCUUUGGGGGGAAGGGAACGCCUAAAGAUGAAGUGGACCAGUGCUGUAAAACUCAUGACAACUGCUAUAAAUCCAGCAGACUGGCUCCUGGAUGCACAGCUAUUGCUGACCUUCCCUAUGUUCUUGUUUAUGAUUUCACCUGUUCAAAUGAGGCGGUGACCUGCUCAGCGUCCAACAGCAAGUGCCAGGCUGUAGUGUGUGAGUGCGAUCGGGUGGCGGCUCACUGCUUUGCUAAGAGUACGUACAACCCUGAGAACAAGAACCUGGAUCCCAAAGUCCACUGUGUCAACUGAGUUAUACAACACACAAACACACACACCCACGCAAGAAAACGUGUUUCUAUUCAAAUUUUAAUUAUUUUAUAAGGCUUUACACACAAUUUGGAGUAAAAGGAGCUUGAUUUUGUAUAAAAGCAUCAGUAUUAAAUAAAACAAUUCAAAUGAGAGCCUCAA